Messenger RNA from Pyricularia pennisetigena, 1038 nucleotides. RefSeq lists its product as uncharacterized. Gene Ontology annotation, molecular function: metallopeptidase activity. NCBI's taxonomy places the organism in Eukaryota, Fungi, Ascomycota, Sordariomycetes, Magnaporthales, Pyriculariaceae. The transcript has 4 exons. The record is from RefSeq and is a predicted model, not a curated record. The annotation marks the transcript as partial.
AUAGCUUGGAUUCCCGCUCUUCUUCUGUCAGAUCAUGGCUGCAUCGUCCAAGUUCUCGACACUCUUUCAUACCUAAGUGUAGAGCAUAGCACAGCACAACACAGCACAACACAUCACAGAACUUGUUUAGCCCCCCUAGGCAACCACGACCCAUCAACAGAAAGCAUGUCGCUCGCACCAUACUCCAUCCUCCUCGCCGCCCUUGCAGGUUUGCAUCCCGUCCAAGGCGGAAGCGCAGCCUGGCAACCCCAGCUCGGGCACAGCACCAAACGCGACGUGGUGAGCCAAGCCGACCCGUCCGGUCACGCCGUCAAGGACGCCUUGGUCCGGCGCCACCUCGCCGUCAAGCGCUACCUGACCAUCGAUCCCAACCUCUGCGACUUGAAGCCGUGGCCCGACAAGACCACCAAGUACUGCUACGAGUCCACAGCGGCCAACAUGUGGAAGACUGCCGGGCUCGCCGCGGGCGUGUACAAGUGCUCGGAGGUGGCGGACCCGGGCACGGCCUGCACCGGGCACCAGGACCGGGCCAAGCUGCUCGUCCCCGUGCCGGGAGUUGAAUACACUCCCGGGUACGCCACCGUGGGCAUCGAGCCGCUCAACGCCAACGAUGAAUGCAAGGGCCCCGAGAUGUACAUCAACUGGGACCUGCGCGAGGUGGAGGGAGGGACGGGCUUCCUCUCGACCGUGGCGCACGAGAUGGGCCAUGUCUGGGGCCUGUACCACGAGCACCAGAACCCGCUGUUCUGGCAGAUGCCCUACUCGUCGUCCGACGGCAAGUUUUAUUUGACCGAGAUUCCGAAGCGAGGCGCCACCAACGAGCACGUCGAUUGGAACUCCCUCAUGAUCUACCAGGGCAAUGACUUCCUACGCAAGAACGAUGGACCGUCCCAAGACGGUGUUGCCGGCAUCAGGCGCAUCUACGAGGAUAGCUUUUCUGCCCACGACUUUUCUACCCUAGCCAACUCGAUGAAGAGCAAUUGGUAUAUAAGAUUCAAGGACAUGAUGAGGCGCACGUAUUGCAGAAUUGUAGAGUGA